Molecule: messenger RNA, 947 nt
Organism: Panicum virgatum (switchgrass)
Lineage: Eukaryota; Viridiplantae; Streptophyta; Magnoliopsida; Poales; Poaceae
Exons: 1
Coding region: 1-750 (249 amino acids)
Source: RefSeq, a predicted model, not a curated record
AUGCGGCUAGUUGUUGUCGCCCCGGCGCACGGCGGCGGCGUAGGAGGAGGGCUCUGCUGCUGGUGCUGGUGCUGGUGCAGCAUCAAUGGCAAUGCUCUCCUUGCGGACUUGGCCGCCCUCCUUGGGGUUGGGGAUGAUGAGUCCGUAGCCGCCCUCCUUCCUCUUGUAGAGGAUGUUCACCUCGCCUGUGUCCUCGUUCCUGAAGGCGUAGAAGUCGUGGUCCACGUUCUGGAGCUGCUGCAGCGCCUCGUCCACGCCCAGCGGCGGCAUCUCGAACACCUUGGUGCGCACCACCUUGGCGAGCACCGUGUCCUCGUCCUCGGCGCCCACGGCCUGGGUCAGGUCUUGUUCUUGUUGGUGGUGCUCGUCGUCGGCAAUAAUGGCAAGGCCCCAGUCGUCGGCGUCCUUGAAAGCGCUGUGGCGCUGCACCUCCGUCUCCUUCUCCUUGAUCUUGCGGAGCUUGCGCUUGAUGAUGGAGGCGGCCAUGUCGAUGCUGGCGUAGGUGGAGUCGGCGUCCUCCUCGGCGCGGAGGACGCCGUGGCGCUUGCUGAAGAGCGUGAUCUCGCAGCGGGAGGUCUUGGGGCCCCUGCCCAGGUCGCCGCCGCGGGCCGACAGCCGGACGUCCACCUCGCGGACCAGGUGGCAGUGCUUCGACACCGCCCGCCCGACCUUGUCCUCGAUGUGCUCCUUCACCUUCUCCGACACCUGCAGCGGCAUUGCUUAUUUAUUUAUUUAUUUAUUUGCACCUAAUAUAUGUUCCCUUCCUUAUUCUCUACUCCAUCCAAUCCAAUCCAAUCCAGUUGGAUUGUUGGAAGCAAAUGCAAUGGGGAAAAACUCUAAAAUCAAUUCAAUCAAUCUCACCUUGACGUUCCUGCCCUGCACGAUGAGGCGCACCGAGGAGAGCGGCCCGUCCCACGCCAUCCGCACCGACACGCCGCGGCGCGGGG